Messenger RNA from Megalops cyprinoides (Indo-Pacific tarpon), 1350 nucleotides. It is a transcript of the gene gfi1b, whose product is annotated as growth factor independent 1B transcription repressor. Gene Ontology annotation, biological process: regulation of transcription by RNA polymerase II. Gene Ontology annotation, molecular function: DNA-binding transcription factor activity, RNA polymerase II-specific; RNA polymerase II cis-regulatory region sequence-specific DNA binding. The record is from RefSeq and is a predicted model, not a curated record. Gene Ontology annotation, cellular component: nucleus. The transcript is spliced from 7 exons. NCBI's taxonomy places the organism in Eukaryota, Metazoa, Chordata, Actinopteri, Elopiformes, Megalopidae. Bases 202 to 1215 code for a protein of 337 amino acids.
ACAGUAGGUAGGAUUCUGAAUAAUUUAUGAAGGGAUUUUUAAGACUGAAAAAAGCCAUCACUACAGGGCAUAUAUACAGGUAAUUGUCCAUUUCGAGCAGGAAAAUUUGCCCAGAUAAAUCAAGCAAAACUACAACAAACGUCAAAAAACUGGCAUAGCAUCGUCCCCCGGGUCCCUUACAAUUUUCGCAGCCGAGCAGCCAUGCCUCGUUCUUUUCUGGUGAAGAGUAAGAAGUCACCGUACAGCCGUCACCGGUUUGCGGACGAGGUGCAGCCCGAACUAAGAGACUCGUCAGAAGCAGCACGUACCGCAAAACUGUUGCCGUCAGAGCCUCAGGACCAGGAUGCCCUGGGGCAGUCCCAGCCAGAGGCGCGCCCCGGACUCCCCGACCCUGACCCCUACCCCUAUGUCAAAUCCAAGCAGGAUGCAGACUGUGCCGUACCCACUCACCCGGAUGCCAGCGUGAACCCCGUCCACUCCGAGGCCACCUAUUACACCCCAGAGCCCCAGCUCCCUGAGUUUCCCUCAUACUACAAGCCCCCCUUUUCCUGGGACCCCCUGCGCUCCCCCUAUGACUUUCGGCAGAUGGGCUUCCCCCCUUCUCUCCUGCAGCACGCAAGCUCCCUGUAUGGGGCGCACAUCAAACAGAGCCCCGACCCUGCCCAGCCCCUGGACUGCAGCACCCACUACUCCCCCACCUCUGACACCUACCACUGCAUCACCUGCGACAAGGUGUUUUCCACCCCCCACGGGCUGGAGGUUCACGUGCGGCGGUCCCACAGCGGCACACGGCCGUUCGGCUGCAGCGUCUGCCGCAAGACCUUUGGCCACGCCGUCAGCCUGGAGCAGCACAUGAACGUCCACUCACAGGAGAGAAGCUUCGAGUGUAAGAUGUGUGGGAAGAGCUUCAAGCGCUCAUCCACGCUGUCCACCCACCUGCUCAUCCACUCAGACACCCGGCCCUACCCCUGCCAGUUCUGCGGAAAGAGGUUCCACCAGAAGUCCGACAUGAAGAAGCACACCUACAUCCACACAGGAGAGAAGCCGCAUAAGUGCCAGGUGUGCGGCAAGGCCUUCAGUCAGAGCUCCAACCUCAUCACCCACAGCCGAAAGCACACGGGCUUCAAGCCCUUCGGCUGUGAGAUCUGCUCCAAGGGCUUCCAGCGCAAGGUGGAUCUGCGCAGGCACCAUGAGAGCCAGCAUGGCAUUAAAUGAGAAGGAGAGAGAGGGCAGAGCAGCCGCUACGGGAACAGGCAUGGUGUUCAUUCAGGAGGGGAUGAGGACAGAGUAGCCACCAUGAGAGCAAGCCAGGCAUACAUUCAGAAGGAGGGGAGAGCAGAGUAGAAAGGU